Colletotrichum orchidophilum is the source of this 1434-nucleotide messenger RNA. RefSeq lists its product as uncharacterized. Bases 1 to 1434 code for a protein of 477 amino acids. NCBI's taxonomy places the organism in Eukaryota, Fungi, Ascomycota, Sordariomycetes, Glomerellales, Glomerellaceae. The transcript has a single exon. The record is from RefSeq and is a predicted model, not a curated record.
AUGCUGCCCGACACAGAAAAGAUUACGGCCGCCAUGUCCACUCUGACCCUCAAGAUUCGCUCUGAUCCGGGGACGUAUGUUCGACCUCGAAAGGGACUGCUUGACUUUAUGCAGUUCCCGCCCGAAAUCCGCAGCCUCAUAUAUGAGUUUGCCCUGGUUGAACCAAAGAGACACGAUAUUGACCACAAACCCAGUUGUAUGAUCCGCAGAUAUGCAACACGGCACAACCUCUUCCAUCCUCCCCCUUUCCUCUUGCAAAAUGUCUCCAUCUCUUCGGACCCUCCCCGACUCGUCACAGAACGCUUGGCAAAUGAUUUGUGCAACUGCAAUAAGCGGGCCGGCAUGGCACUGCUCCAAACCGGCCGCCAGGUCCACGCCGAAGCCGCACCCAUUUUCUGGUCCCAGAACAGCUUCUGUUUCUUGAGCGGCUACGAGGCCAUCACCGCCUUGAACCAUCUUCUCCGGCCCCAAUAUCGAGACCUGGUCACCUCCGUCAGCGUCAUGGGCCCCAACUUCCAGGGCAGACCUCAACACGUCCAGUUUGCCGACGGAACGGAACACGGUCCCGUGCCUUGGUCUGAGUUCUGGGAGGCCGUGUCCAAGUGCCGGAACCUGAACGCGGUCAAUGUCCCAACCGUGGCUUUGCAAUUUCCCACUAGAUUUCAUCAGCUCGCGAUGCAGCGUUCCACGCUAAGAGUGAAGCUUAUUGACCUCAUUCCGUUCGCCAAAGGACCUGGCUUCGGAGCAAGUUAUUCCUACGACCUCGAAAACUUAUACACGCACUUUUUUUCCAUCUACGCCCAAGCCACGUACAGAGUGCCCAGUGUUGGUGAGCUGAGGAAUGCUGGCACGGAAAUCGAUUCUGACUUUUGGUGGGCACGCGGAAACGAAAGCUGCCACCUCAUUUCUACGAUUCGCGAGACCAUUGAGGACACCUGCUUGGACUUAAGCACCUACACUGUUGAAUAUUCUGACUCGGACACGGAUGCGUCGGAUGAACCGUACUUUUACGACGCAUACGCCUUUCGUAUUCUUCCCAUCAUCGAAGACGAGAAAAAGAGAUUCCUCCGCCUCGAAACGGGGAAAGACACAUUCUCUUCCGUCAAGUUCUACGGCCUACCCACAUCCCGAAAGGAACGCGUGCGAUUUGCGCGGGAAAGGCGUGCUGAGAAUGAGGAGUACAAAAGAUUGAAUGGUAUGUACCGUCAGCACAGCUUUGACAAGGAAGGAUGCCGCCGAGCAAGGAAGCUGAGAGAGGAACAGUUGGACGAGGAGACGGCGGCCGCCUUGAAGGCGUACAACAAGGCUUCCUCCGCUUUGACCCCUGCUACCUUGCAAAAACAGGAGAAGAAGAAGGCUCUCAAGGAGAAGAAGAAAUCCAUGAAAGACAAUGCUGAGAAUAGACGCAGGGAGAGGAAAAGGGUCCAGAAUUGA